Beta vulgaris subsp. vulgaris (sugar beet) is the source of this 1683-nucleotide messenger RNA. RefSeq names its product KRR1 small subunit processome component homolog. Gene Ontology annotation, cellular component: nucleolus; small-subunit processome. Lineage: Eukaryota; Viridiplantae; Streptophyta; Magnoliopsida; Caryophyllales; Amaranthaceae. The record is from RefSeq and is a predicted model, not a curated record. Gene Ontology annotation, molecular function: RNA binding.
CCUUCGCGAAUCCAACGCGAAAACUUCAGGCGACGCAGCGACGCAGUUCAGAUCGGCAACGUAGAUCUUCAGGCGACAGUUCAGACUUGCGACUCGUCGCCGACUCGCCGAUUUUGUUCGAUCUAUUCGCAAAGAAUGUCCAAGUCAAUCAAACCCUCGCUCAACUCUCGGUAUUUCUUGGCUAAAUCGUGCGUGUGGUUUUUGGCGUGAGAAUAUGGGUAAUAUAUAUCCCAAACAAAUUCAGUAUUUGAGCAUAGCAGCCAUGGAGGCGCAAAGCAAUGUCGAUGAAGCGCCGAAACAGAGGACUAAACACAAGGGUAAACACGACAAAGAUAAGCCAUGGGAUGACUCCAGUAUCGACCAUUGGAAAGUUGAAAAAUUCGACCCUUCUUGGAAUGAAACUGGCAUGCUCGAAGUCAGCUCUUUCUCUACCAUUUUCCCCCAAUAUCGAGAAAAAUAUUUGCAAGAUGUUUGGCCAACUGUGAAGGCUGCUUUGCGUGAGCAUGGUAUUUCAUGUGAGCUUAAUUUGGUUGAAGGAACUAUGACUGUUUCAACAACUAGGAAGACCAGGGAUCCAUACAUUAUAGUGAAAUCAAGGGACCUCAUUAAACUUUUAUCAAGAAGCGUUCCUGCACCUCAGGCAAUCAAGAUACUGGAUGAUGAAAUGCAAUGUGACAUAAUCAAGAUUGGUAAUUUAGUGAGAAAUAAGGCGCGCUUUGUCAAACGGCGGCAACAUCUUCUUGGUCCUAACAAUUCUACUUUGAAGGCACUUGAAAUCUUGACGGGCUGCUACAUCCUUGUUCAGGGAAACACAGUAGCAUCUAUGGGAUCUUUUAAAGGAUUGAAACAAGUCAGAAGAAUUGUAGAAGACUGCAUACAGAACAAAAUGCAUCCAAUAUAUCAUAUCAAGAUUCUCAUGAUGAAGAAGGAACUCGCCAAGGAUCCCACCCUUGAAAACGAGAAUUGGGAUAGGUUUCUGCCGCAGUUCAAAAAGAAGAAUGUUCAGAAGAAGAAAGGUAAGGGUAGAAAGAAACCGUAUACGCCAUUCCCCCCUCCACAACAGCCUAGCAAGAUUGACCAACAACUGGAGACUGGCGAGUACUUCUUGAGUGAGGAAAAAAAGUCGGCGAAGAAGUGGCAAGAAAAGGAAGUAAAACAGGCUGAGAAAUCAGCUGAAAACAAACGAAAAAGAGAGGCUGCCUUUAUUCCACCUGAGGAGCCUGUGAUGCAAGGCCAUAAGAGUACAACAGAUGAUAAAACUGAUGUCAACGCCAUGGCACAGUCAUUGAAGCAAAAAGCAAAAGAAAUUGUGAAGCAGAAAAAUGUCAAGAAUCUGGAUCCUCAAGCUUAUAUAGCUGGUUCAGAAGCACCACCCUCAAAGAAAAAGAUGAAAAAGUCCAAAUCUUAACCGAUGAAUCUUGGACUUGUUGUCAUUGAUUGUCCAACAUACUUAACAUCGUUUCACUGAGUAGUCCAUGUUUGUCAAUUUUGAUCUCAGUGAGACUAAUUAAAGCGUGAACAUUAGAUUAGGUCAAUGUGGAUUUCAUAGUCCAAAAGUCCAACUCCAGUUUGUAAUCAAGAAAAAGAAAUCUUCCAUUCAAAAGCCAAAUGUCUUCACUUAACCGUAUUUACUAAAUUUAUAAGGAGACACUUUUGCCUAAAUGAACAAAUUUUUUUACUCAA